UCCGUGGAAAUUGCAACUUCAAUUUUACGUUUAUUUGGGUCUUUCGUGGCGGCGGAAAGAUGAACCCAUUGACGAAUAUUAGGAAUAUUAACAAGUUGAACGAGCUAGAGGCUGAAUAUGGAAUUUCCGAAAAGCAUUCAUGGCACCAGCAAUACAAAGACAGUGCCUACAUAUAUAUUGGUGGCCUACCAUAUGAUCUUACAGAGGGUGACAUCUUGUGUGUUUUCUCACAAUAUGGUGAAAUUGUCAACAUUAACCUAGUAAGAGAUAAAAAAACUGGAAAUUCAAAAGGCUUCUGUUUUAUUGCAUACGAGGAUCAGAGAAGUACAACUCUUGCAGUAGACAAUCUCAAUGGUUUCAAGAUUUUAGGCCGAACCAUUCGAGUGGAUCAUGUAAACCAGUACCGAGCUCCGAAAGAGAACGAUGAUGAUGGUGAUGAUUUGAAGCGUCUGCACAAAGAAGGAUGUGCCCCUAAAAUGUCAUCAUCUUCAGCACAAUCUGAAGAGGAACUGGUAUUACCACAAAAAGUUAGGAAAUCAAAAAAAGAUAAAAUAAAAUCUAAGAAAGCCAAAAAGGAAAAAAAGAAGAAAAAGAAAAGAAAGAAGGAAUCAAGUUCUGAAUCUGAGAGCAGUGAAGACAGUGAAGAAGAACGACCAAUAAAAAUCAAACAGGAAAAAUUUGAUCCAAGUUAUGAGCGUCGAGAAACUAAUCAAAGGACUGAACACAAUGAACGAAGAUGUGAUAAAUAUGAACAUGAAGAUAGCCGAGUUAGGUCUGAGAAAUUUUAUAGUUCCAUGGAGCGAAAUAGCAAGAAGCGAGUGGAAAGUUUUUCCAGUAGGAACAGGAGGGAUGAAGGAUAUACAGAAAAUGUUGAUAGAGGGCGCUGUGAUAGGAAACAAAAUGAGAGAACGGAGAGGAGUGAAUGGGACAGAGGCCAAAAUGAGAGGGCUGCACACGGUAGAGGAGAGAGAGAUAGAGGAGUGGAGAGAGAUAAGAAAAGAUGGGACAGAGAUAGUACAAGAGAGAAAUAUACAGAAAAAAGGGAACACUAUAGUGAAAGAAGAACUAGGUACAGCAGAAGUAGAAGUCCUGUAAGGAGGAAUGAUAAACAGGAUUAUAAUAGAGACUACAGAGACCGUAGGAGGUAACCAAAUAUCUGGAGUGGAGUUCAAAUAUAAAAAAAUUAGGGGUCACGGUUUAUAAUAGAGAGUAUAGAGACUACAGAGACCGUAGGAGGUAACCAAAUAUCUGGAGUGGAGUUCAAAUAUAAAAAAAUUAGGGGUCACGGUUCAUUAAAGGAAGAACUAGUGGUGAUACCAGUGGAAGAACUGUGGGAAUGGGUUGGGUUGUCAGGGCUCCUUUUGUAAAGAGUUGGCCCCACCGGUUGUGAAAAUCAACACAAUUUGUAAGGGAAAAUUAAUAAGCCAUUUAAAACCCAAGAAGUUCUGGGCCGACUCUGGUCCUGUUGGAGACAUCAGCACCUCCCCCUCAUCUUCCCCUUGUCAGGGAAAAUACUGGCACCAUCACUGCAAUAAAGAUUUCCCUGUUCUCCAGUGAAUAAGUGAGGGAAAAUAUUUAAAUAGUUUUGAUUUUCUAUUUGGCUUUGACAAAUAGUGGAAAUUAUUUGAUAAAUAUUUGUAUAAAUUUAUACAGAUAAAGAUAGAGGAGAGAGAGAUAGAGGAGUGGAGAGAGAUAAGAAAAGAUGGGACAGAGAUAGUACAAGAGAGAAAUAUACAGAAAAAAGGGAACACUAUAGUGAAAAAAGAACUAGGUACAGCAGAAGUAGAAGUCCUGUAAGGAGGAAUGAUAAACAGGAUUAUAAUAGAGAGUAUAGAGACUACAGAGACCGUAGGAGGUAACCAAAUAUCUGGAGUGGAGUUCAAAUAUAAAAAAAAUUAGGGGUCAAGGAUUAUAAUAGAGAGUAUAGAGACUACAGAGACCGUAGGAGGUAACCAAAUAUCUGGAGUGGAGUUCAAAUAUAAAAAAAAUUAGGGGUCACGGUUCAUUAAAGGGAAUUUGCAUUUUGGGAUAUACAGGAAGAACCAGUGGUGAUGCCAGUGGAAGAACUGUGGGAAUGGGUUGGGUUGUCGGGGCUCCUUUUGGAAAGAGUUGGCCCCACCGGUUGUGAAAAUCAACACAAUUUGUAAAGGAAAAUUAAUAAGCCAUUUAAAACCCAAGAAGUUCUGGGCCGACUCUGGUCCUGUUGGAGACAUCAGCACCUCCCCCUCAUCUUCCCCUUGUCAGGGAAAAUACUGGCACCAUCACUGCAAUAAAGAUUUCCCUGUUCUCCAGUGAAUAAGUGAGGGAAAUAUUUAAAUAGUUUUGAUUUUCUAUUUGGCUUUGACAAAUAGUGGAAAUUAUUUGAUAAAUAUUUGUAUAAAUUUAUACAGAUUAGAAUUAAAUGUAUUUUUGAGUCAUUAUUUUGAAUUGCUGUAGGGGUCGUUCAAUACAAAACCAUUCUGCAUUUUUUUGUAAAGUCAACUAAAGCAAUGUACUUAGUUGCUUAAAAACGAAUAUUAUAUCCAUGGUUACAUUAUAAUUUUACCAUUAUUUUACAUAUUGCAUAUUACAGUAUUUUGAAACAACAUUUUUAUGCAUAUGUAAAAGUGUACAAAUUUGUCUACCCCCUGCCCCCUAGCGUACUGUUUGUACACUUGUGAAAAACUCAGUUUUUGGUUUUCGUUAUUUAGCCUGAUUCUUGGCCAUAAUUCAGAACAGUGCGACAAGUGAGCAAAUUAAGCCUUGAAGUAGUAGGCAACAUCACUGAUGAGUAAAAUGUUCUACAAAUAUCCUGCUGAACAAAGUUUUCUCAAACAAUAGAGCUUAGUGUUUAACUUUUUCAGUUUGUUUCAGUAAGCUUUGAAGUAACACGUUCCUUUAAUGCAUACAAUCAUAAGUCAUACCUAUUACUUUUCCGGAGAUCAAUUCACAUUUUUCAAAUAAUCUCAGACUGGUAUAAAGAAUCAUUGUUAUUAUUCAAGAUAUUACAGUAGUGCUAAAAAGUUAUUAAAUAGCCUAAGGAGCA
Messenger RNA from Anneissia japonica, 3025 nucleotides. Its product is annotated as RNA-binding motif protein, X-linked 2-like. The coding region runs from base 60 to 1148 and encodes 362 amino acids. Gene Ontology annotation, biological process: mRNA splicing, via spliceosome. NCBI's taxonomy places the organism in Eukaryota, Metazoa, Echinodermata, Crinoidea, Comatulida, Comatulidae. The transcript is spliced from 5 exons. Gene Ontology annotation, molecular function: RNA binding. The record is from RefSeq and is a predicted model, not a curated record. Gene Ontology annotation, cellular component: precatalytic spliceosome; catalytic step 2 spliceosome; U2 snRNP.